CAUUAGAGAUUUUAUUCCACUGAAUUGUAAGACAUUGUAUUUACACAACUUCAAAGUUGCUCUCAGGCCGUUUCCUUCACCACUUUAUGGAGGUUUUGUAACUUUGCACAAACUGAAGCCUCUGAUCUGUCAUCAUUUCUCUGAAUCCAAGUGAACGCAACACUAUCGAAAGUGGUCCUUGUGUGACCCUCUGAAAACUCGAAGAACCUCAGUUGUGGAAGCGAAGUGCUGCCAAUUGGAUCGAAGCACCAUUUCGGAUUUCUUGGAGUAGCUUUCCCCUUUAAGCUUCCAGUCCUGCUGAAACAUAGCCCAUUGUCUUAAGUCCACCCAUCUGUGGGGGUGGCUCUGCGAAAGUUUGCAGGAAACUUUUUAAGCUGUCACUGGCUGUUUGUAGGAGACUGAUGGAGGACAGAAGGGACAGCUACUCGCAAGCAAACAUUAACACCGACAUACAAACAAGUCAAAAAAGACUGAGAAUGCAACAAAAACAGCCCAUGGAGGUAGACGAUGUUUAGGCCUAAAUUGGACAAGUUUGUUGGGACUGUCACAGUUUAAGUGCAUGGUCGCAACAAAGCGAAAAGUGCAUCCAGCCCAGAUGGAAAUGAUUUGAAUUGAAAAGCAACGCGGUGUUAGAAAGGCAUUCAAUGUUUCUAAAAUAUAGGCUACCUUCUUGAUAAAAUGACCCGUUUGCACUGCGGGUUUCACGCCUUUGGACAAGGAGUCUCUUCCAUUCACCUCUUCAUUUCUCUUCUGACGGUCCUGGAAAACUGCAAAACAUUGGGAUUAUCACAUGAACCAGAGAGAUCUCUGCAGGAUCUGCCUCAGUAUGAAGUGGUUCACCCCACUAGAGUGGAUGCCAGAGGUCACUUCCUGUCCAACUUCCUGUCUCACCAUGCUCGCCGUGUACAGCGGCGGGAAGCCUCAGAGGGAUCAGCGGACGUAGAUCGAGUCUUCUACCAGUUGUGGCACGGCGGUCACAGUUUGCACUUUAACCUCACCCUCAACCCACAUCUGCUGGCUCCGGGCUUCCUGACGGAGAGGAGGUAUGGUGGCCUGGAUGGGGCACAGAUCCAUCCUCCUGGAUCCUCCCGGUGCUAUUUCUUAGGUGAAGUGUGGGACGAGACCAUUGGUAAAGGAAGCGCAGCCAUAAGUACCUGUGAUGGACUGACAGGACUGUUCAAGUUGUCUGAUGAAGAGUUUUUUAUUCAGCCUCUGGAGAAGUCGAGCAGUGAGACCUCAGCACCACAAGCCCAUGCCAUCUACAAACGCCAUGCACCCCCUCCCUCCUGGAGUCCAGUCGUACAGCCCAAACAAGCUCUCAACAGUACCUGUGGAGUCAAAAAUUCCCAUCAAAGUAUUGAAGACAUUGAGAAACAGCGGGAUCGGUGGGAACGCCGCCAGCAAAGAAGGAGAAGAAUUCGUCAACGCUCAGUCAGCAAAGAGAAGUGGGUGGAAACCCUGGUCGUGGCUGACACUAAAAUGGUGGAGCAUCAUGGGAGCAAAGCUGUGGAAAGCUACGUCCUCGCUGUCAUGAACAUUGUGGCGGGUCUGUUCCGAGAUGCCAGUAUUGGAAACGCAAUAAACAUUGUAGUUGUUCGACUCAUCCUACUGGAGCGAGAUGAGGAUGACUUAAAGAUUACACACCAUGCUGACAACAGCUUGAACAGCUUCUGUAAGUGGCAGAAGAAACUCAAUAUGAAAGGAGAGGAAGACCCGCUGCACCAUGAUGUAGCAGUUCUGCUCACCAGGAAGGACAUCUGUGCAGCCAUCAACAUGCCGUGCGAGACGCUGGGUCUGUCCCAUGUGGCGGGGAUGUGCCAGCCGCAUCGCAGUUGCAGCAUCAGUGAGGACACGGGCCUCCCAUUGGCCUUCACUGUAGCUCACGAGCUGGGACACAACUUUGGGAUUCAACAUGAUGGCAACGGUAAUGACUGUGAACCCAUUGGGAAACGACCUUUCGUCAUGUCUCCACAGCUCCUGUACGGCACCUCCCUGCCCAGGUGGUCACGCUGCAGUCGCCAAUAUAUCACCCGCUUCUUAGAUCGCGGCUGGGGCUGGUGCCUUGACAAUGCCCCGGUGAAGGAUAAGCUGUCCCUGACGUCGGUGCUUCCUGGGGUUCUGUACAGCGCUGCCCAUCAGUGUCGGAUGCAGUAUGGAUCUGGGUCCCUCCUCUGUGAUGACAUGGAUAAUGUGUGCAGCACUCUAUGGUGCACUGUGGGAACAACCUGCCACUCAAAGCUGGAUGGGGCUGUGGAUGGGACCAGUUGUGGGGAGGACAAGUGGUGUCUCAGUGGAGAGUGUGUGGCAGCUGGAUACCAGCCAGAGAGUGUAAAUGGUGGCUGGGCAUCGUGGAGCGAGUGGUCAGGCUGUUCGAGGACGUGUGGGGCUGGAGUCCAGAGCGCCCAAAGAGACUGUGAUAACCCAGUUCCUAAGCACAGAGGGAAGUACUGUUUGGGAGAGAGACGGAGGUACAAGAUCUGCAACACCACACCGUGUCUUCAUGACCUGCCCACAUUCAGAGAUACCCAGUGUAGUCAAUUCAACAACAAACCAUACAAGGGAAAGUUCUACAAGUGGGAAGCAGUCGUCAACAGAGUCAGCCCUUGUGAACUGCACUGCCGUCCACUGAAUGAACAUUUUUCUGAUAAGAUGCAGGACGCCGUCACUGAUGGGACACCAUGCUACGAAGGCAACAAAAGCAGAGAUAUGUGUGUCAAUGGCAUUUGUAAGAAUUUAGGCUGUGACUAUGUGAUCGACUCCACUGCUGUAGAGGAUCGCUGUGGGGUUUGUCAUGGUAACGGCUCCACCUGUACAACUGUGAGGAGAACCUUUGAGGAGACUGAAGGACUUGGCUAUGUAGACAUUGGACUGAUCCCAGAGAGAGCCUGGAACAUCCGUAUUGAGGAAAUGGCGGAAGCUGGGAAUUUCUUGGCGCUGCGAAGUGACAACCCCAACAAGUAUUUUCUGAAUGGUGGCUGGACGAUCCAGUGGAAUGGAGAGUACAAGGCAGCCGGGACAGUAUUCACCUACGAGAGGACAGGACACCUGGAGAACCUGACGUCUCCUGGGCCCACCAUGGAACCACUGUGGAUUCAGCUUCUCUUUCAGGAGACCAAUCCAGGAGUGCGGUACGAGUACACAAUUAGUCGAAAUGUCUCAGAGGACAGCGACAUGCCUGUGUCAGUUUUCAUCUGGAAAUAUGGUUCAUGGACUGAAUGCAGUGUUACCUGUGGGACAGGUGUUCAAAGGCAGAUUGUUCACUGUGUGGAAAAGACAACUGGGAUAGUGGAGGAGCACUUCUGUGACCCUUUAACCCGGCCUGACGAUAACCAAACCAGCUGUCACAAGGAUCCCUGUCCAGCUAUAUGGUGGUUCGGGGAGUGGCAGAAAUGCUCAGCAAGCUGUGGGAGCUUGGGUCUGACUAAAAGGUCAGUGCUCUGCAUCCAGGCAAUAAGUGCUGAGGAGCAGAAAGCCCUGCAGCCCAGUGAAUGUGAACACAUGCCCAAACCUGAGUCACUAUCCUCCUGCAAUGCACACAUCCCCUGCCCAUCAGACUGGACCACAGGCAGCUGGUCAAAGUGUUCGCUGACUUGUGGAAGCGGAGUACGUCACCGUAAUGUAACCUGCUCCAGAAACACAGGCAGUGACUGUGAGCCACAGAAGAAGCCCCUUGCUGUCACUACCUGCUACAUCCAGGACUGUCCGCAAGUGGUGGAUAAUUUUGGGGGUGUUGACUGGUCUGGAAGUGGCUGGUCGAGCAAAGAAGUGCUCAAUGAAAUUAACUCCAUACCUGAAGUCAAACCUCCUCCCAAAUACAGCACCACCAGAGCCCAGCCAAAAAGUAAUAAUAAUAAUAACCGUAACAACAUUGUCGAGGGAGAUUUUCACUACCACAAUAACAUCGAAAAUAUCGAUCAGUCUUCGGAAAACAGUGUUCAAGUUGAUGAUUUUUACUACGACUAUAAUUUUAUCAACUUCCAUGAAGACUUGUCGGAUGACUUUGAGAGUGAUGGAAAAGAUUCAGGGGACAGUCGCGUAUCCAAUGCUUCACAGGAGGCCAAGCCAACCGGCAGUGUGAAAGAAAAUGCUGACAUGGAAACUACCAGAGCUCCUUCAGCUACUUUAAUCAUUUCUACAAUCUCAAAGGCCACUGCCUACACUUUAAAAACGGAAGAGCAACAGAAUACAAAUCUGGACAAAAUAAAGAACAGUGGAAAUGCUGCAACGAAGGAGUCCACACAAAUGAAUUCUGAAAACUUUGAUGACUUCCUUUCUGAGGAUUUUCUUCUGCCUGUGUCUACCACUCGCUCACCACCAUUGUCUACAACUCAGCAUUCACAAACACUUAAAGAGGCACACGAUGAGGAUGUGUGGGGGCCUGAAACCACGCCGGAAACUAUAACUCAGGUUAAGACUGAAGUCCAACUGGACAAAAGUGCUUCAGUAAUAUCUCAAACAACCAGUCAAUCAACAAUAUUUCCAACUCAUUUUUAUACAGUAUAUGCAACUAGCAAUUCAUGGGAUACAGACCAUGACCUUAGUACAACCUCACUUCCUGCCUCUGAGACACCCACUCCAUUCCCCAUUCCCUUUCUGCUAAUCUCAGGUAACCAAGAGGCCUCAGAUGACUCCACAUCAUUACCUGGAACAGAAAACAUACCUCCUACAAACCUUGAGGGAGACGCUCAGCCUUCUUCAGCUGAUUCCCUGCCAGCCACAGUGAAACAGAUACCGACAAAACCCGCCUUCACUGAAAAAACUGGAACAGAUUCCACAUCCCGGGUCCCAUCAUCUGAUUCAGUUGAUUUUGACUACAAUGAAAUAGUUGUUCCCCCGAUGGUGAGAAGCAGCAGUAACACUGAUCCUGGCUCUUCAUACCAGCUUCCAACAAACUCAACAACCACUCAACAUCGCACAACACCAGUUCAGCACAUGGAAGCGGCAACACCUGUUGUGCCCAUUUUGCCGACACAUCCUAUUCUUUGGCCACUUCCAGUGCCGACAUCUACCCCAACUUCAGCCUCCACACAAGAAAAUACCGCUACCCACUGGGUCACUGGCAACUGGAGCGCUUGCUCCACCAGCUGUGGUCUGGGUGCCAUCUGGAGGACUUUGGCCUGCAGUACUGGCUCUGAUUCAGACUGCGAUCCGGCCAAGAGGCCUGCGCCAGCUCAGCGAUGUUAUCUGCGCCCCUGCUCCACAUGGAAAGUUGAGGAAUGGAGUAAGUGCUCCAAGAAUUGUGAAGGCGGAAUUAAAUUACGAGAGGUCCAGUGUUUUGACUUGCGGGAUAAAAGGCCCCUGCGACCUUUCCACUGCCGCGCCAUGUUCUCCAGGCCACAAACCCAAAUGACCUGUAACCUUCAGCCAUGUCUCGAGUGGUACACCUCCUCCUGGGGACAGUGCUCUGAGGUGUGUGGGGGAGGGGAGCAGCAGCGUAUUGUCACCUGUCCAGAGGAGGAUCGAUGCGAUGGGGAUCUUCAGCCCAGCACCAUCCAAUCAUGCAAUAGCCAGCCUUGUGCUCAGUGGCUUACUGGAUCAUGGGGAGAGUGCUCGGCUUCUUGCGGUGGCGGCGUGCAGCAUCGACUCAUCAAAUGUGUGAACACAAAGUCUGACACACACAAAGAAGUGAAUCAAGCUCAAUGUGACCAUGUGCUGCACCCUGAAAGCACCCAGAAAUGUAACUUACAGGAAUGUGAGAACGCCCCCUCUGGAGCUGUUUGCCUUCGCGAUCGGGUAACAUUUCGUUUCUGUCAGACUCUCCGCUGGCUCGGCCGCUGCCACUUGCCUAACGUACGAGCGCAGUGCUGCAAAACCUGCAGCCAGCGUUCCCGCUCCAGCAGCACGUCUCGCCGCUGAGCAGCAACAAAGUAACCACUCAUCAACGGGAACACUGGUGAAAUAUAAAUCAUCAUUUACAGUCAAUAAUCUGAGCCCUUUCCUGAGUUCUUCAUCACUACAGACUAAUUAUGAAUGAAUUAGUCCAAAACUCCAAAACUCUGCAUGUUUAUGCUGGUGACAUUAUUAUACAGGUCUAAAAUUAAUUGGAAAUAUAACAAAGCAUUGCCUCUUUCAUAGCAAAUCAAUGAGAAUGUAAAUAUUUGUUUGCACAUUUUAUAUUAUACAGUUUGACCAGAAUGACAAUUUAUGAAUCACGAUUUCUUUUUAACAGAUGUUGGCCUACAUUAGGGCUCUGCUACCAAUGUAGCCAGCUUAAUAGUGCAUCAUUACACAUGUAGAUAAACCACUCAUUAACCUUUAUGUUUUGGUACAAUGCUUUCAUUUUAUUGACAGCAGCAGAAACUAACUGUUAAAUUAAAACAGACAGGUAUACAAUUCACAAUGUGGUUUUUACGUAUAAUGUGGUACAAAUGUUAUGGUGCAAAAAGUGGUUCAUAAAUGCUUCAUGUGACAUUUAAAAAUAAUGACUGUUUGCUAAGCCCCACCCCCCUAAGUAACCCACCUUAGUUACUGUUGCUACACCUGUCGAGCUUUUCAAUCUCGCAGAUUUACCAUUCAGCCCAGUCAUUUUUGAAACUAUGGGUCCUUGAUUUCAGACAGAAGUAAACAAAAGCAGCCUCUCAUUUCUAGUACAGUGGCCGUUGGUUUUGCCAACUGUUGCUGGCAAAUUUUAGCAGCUGUAGCUAGCCAACUAAGCUAAUGUUAGCUCGACGAGCUGUUUAAAAACAUGUUUCAAGCCGACUCGUUUUAAAAUGAGAACCC
This is a messenger RNA of Sander lucioperca (pikeperch), 6720 nucleotides long. Its product is annotated as A disintegrin and metalloproteinase with thrombospondin motifs 7. Gene Ontology annotation, molecular function: metalloendopeptidase activity. The coding region runs from base 679 to 5856 and encodes 1725 amino acids. NCBI's taxonomy places the organism in Eukaryota, Metazoa, Chordata, Actinopteri, Perciformes, Percidae. Gene Ontology annotation, cellular component: extracellular matrix. Gene Ontology annotation, biological process: proteolysis; extracellular matrix organization. The record is from RefSeq and is a predicted model, not a curated record. The transcript is spliced from 24 exons.